Molecule: messenger RNA, 759 nt
Organism: Eruca vesicaria subsp. sativa (arugula)
Lineage: Eukaryota; Viridiplantae; Streptophyta; Magnoliopsida; Brassicales; Brassicaceae
Source: the annotation of a GenBank genome assembly
AUGUUGAAUUUGGUUACUCUGGUUGUUGUUCAUAACCGCUGGUCUACUCAGAUUGUCAAGAAAGGCGGCAAACUCAUGGGUUGCCAUGCUUCUCAGACUGUUAAGAAAGGCGGCCAACUCAUGGGUUGCCAUGCUUCUCAUGGACGGGCAGGCCGGUUAUUUCUCAAUGGCACUUGCGGAAUACAUAUUUACUUUGACUCUGAAACUGCUGUUGAUCAAGAAAUUUUUGAAAAAUGUGAAAGCUCACGUAGACAACAAACUCCCCCAAUUUUUCACUGUUAUUGUGGGCAAACGUACACUUUCCAGCUCAAGCUAGGAGAGUUCAACUUCACUUCCAAACAUUACACCAUUUCCCGUAUCGUUACUGAGCAACAGUGUGCACAACUCCCAAAAUUUGUCAUACAUGAAGAUAACCAUGGUUCUGAUGAUGAUAAGCCUGAAGAGAAACCAGUAGCAUUAAAGGGUUCUUCUAGUUACCAAAACGCUGUUGCAGAGGUAGCGGGUGGUGUGACACCAAAAGUUAGAGAGAGAAGAAAUGACAACCAUCAACCAUCCUUAUAUGUUGGACCAGCAAUCGUUCAUCCUGCAGCAAGCAGUCUGAUACUUGAUCCAAAUGAGAGUGGAAAGAAGGGGCGCAGAACAUGUAAAAGGAACCCUUCCACUACAUUCGCUCUUUCUAAAAAUGUUAUUAACAUUGCGAUAGGGAACCACUGUUUGGAUAUUUCCAAUGACUGGAGUUCUGGUGAUGAUGGGAAGUGA